ACAGAAUCUGGUGUAAUGCUGCUUCUGGCCCUCAAGAAGCGUCACAAAGCGAAAGCUGAUUGCAGAGCAGUACUGAAUACAACACACACACAGGAAGAUGGCUCUCCAUUCCGGUGCCGAUGCAAGAGUCCUUAUUAUCGGAUGCGGGAUUUCAGGAAUCGGUGCUGCUCAGAAGUUAAUCAGACAUGGAUUCCGAAAAGUCCGCAUUAUUGAAGCAACGUCGAGAAGUGGAGGAAGAAUUCAGACUGGCGGCCUGGAUGGUAAAAUUGUAGAAAUAGGUGCCAACUGGAUCCAUGGUCCUUCACAGGAGAACCCAGUGUUUCGCUUGGCCUGUCAGUACCAAUUACUUGACGGAGAGUGCAUGUCUGAGGAGAAUCAGUCUGUGGAUAUCGGUGGUCUUCCACCUUUGUUUUCUACCUGGCUUUCCAGCUCAGGCAAGAAGCUUGAGGCUGAGGUACUGGCACCUGCAGUUGAGGUUUUCAUGACAUUGCUUAAGAAGAGCCAGGAAUUCUACCACAGUAGCAGAGCACCCAUGUCGAGUGUCGGGGAGUUCAUAAAAAGAGAAGCCCUCCGGAUCAGCAAUAAAGAAUGGAAAGACGAUGAAGCCAAAAAGAUCAGACAGGCUAUGUUCAGCACACUAUUGAAGCUUGAGUGUGGUGUGAGUGGGACGCACACAAUGGAUGAUGUGGACCUUGAAGCCUUUGGCAUGUACAAGUCCCUUCCAGGGCUGGAUUGCACAUUUCCAGGAGGCUAUGAAGGCUUAAUCACACACAUGAUGAAUGAACUGCCUAAAGACAUUGUCUUAUUUAAUAAACCAGUCAAGUGCAUUCACUGGAAUAACAUCCACAACAGUCAAGCUCAACAGUCAAGCUCAAAGCAAGGAUUGUGUCCUGUUACAGUUCAAUGCGUUAACGGAGAGACUUUUGAAGCAGAUCAUGUCAUUCUUACAAUCCCACUGGGCUAUAUGAAGAGGAACCAUGCCACUCUUCUGAAUCCUCCUCUGCCACGACACAAGUUGCACUCAAUCCAGAGACUGGGUUUUGGAACCAAUAAUAAAAUCUUCCUGGAGUUUGAGCAGCCCUUCUGGGAUGAAAAUAGUGAAGUGAUCUUUCUUUUAUGGGAGGAUGAAUAUGAUUUUCCGGAUCCUGUUUCUGAUAUGAAGACUGCCUGGAUCAAAAAGUUGUCUUGCUUUACUGUACUGAAACCUGUAGAGAGGUAUGGCCAUAUUCUUUGUGGGUGGAUUGCUGGCCAUGAAUCGGAGUAUAUGGAAACUCUGCCUGAAGAGGAGGUGAUGCACACGGUGACUCGGCUCCUUCGCAGAUUUACAGGAAAUCCAACAAUUACACCAAAGAAGCUUGUACGGUCCCAGUGGUACCAUGAUCCCUAUACUUGUGGAUCUUACACUUAUGUGGCAAAAGGCUGCUCAGGUCAAGAUAUUGAUAACCUCACCGAGCCUCUUCCACUGACUGGUUCAAAAGCAAAGCCCUUGCAGGUGCUGUUUGCUGGAGAGGCCACUCACAAAUCAUUCUUUUCCACUGUCCAUGGUGCUUUGCUUACUGGCUGGAGAGAAGCAGACCGUCUCAUCUCGCACUACAAUCCAGCACCAAAGAAGAUCACAGCACAUCUGUAAAGAGAAAUCAGAUGGGAUGAUAGGACAGGACAUUAUAAAGGACUAAAAAAUAUAUAUCUUGCCAUUUGUUAAUCUUUAAUUUUUCAUUUUAAGGUCUGUGAUUUCAACUUUUGAUUUAAUUUGUCAGACAGCAGCUACAUACAUCAAUCUAACUGUACACACAUUAGACAAAUUAUAAAACAAAAAUAAUUCAGGAUGUUGAUCAAAUCACAUCUAAAACUAUCAAUAUUGAAAACACAGAAUAGUUCAUCUCCUUUAAAAUACUAAACAGUAUUGAAAUUACAUUUAAUCCCAUCAUCAGAUUGAGCAAAAGGUUUAUUUCUCAGACCUCAUGCAUGUUCAUGUUCUUAGAGUGGAAGUUCUGAGUAAGUUCUCUGCUCUGGUUCUCUUGUGUAGAGCAGCAGUUUUCAAAAAUGUUUGGUUCAAGGCCACCUCAAAGGCUAGUUACAGGAAAGUCAGCACCAAAUGUCUGAAUUCAAUAUUUGUGAUUGGUUAGCAUAUAUUUAAUCCUAACAAUUUUUUUCAUAUCUUGUUUGUUUUUAAACACAUCAAUCUUUAUAGACAUAUACAUGGAAAAUAAAUAAAAUGACCCAGUAGAGAUACAACUUGGCAGCCUAUUUCAAGAACCAUUGGGUUCAAGACAUUUGCUUUGUAACUGACAUGUAAUUAUUAACAAUAUAUAACAACUGAUAAUUAAUAUAAUUUAAUACAAAGAAUAAUCAGUUCAAGCAGCUUUUCCUGUUGGUUUUUCUAAGUUAUGUCUGACCCCAAAUCCUGUUUCAUGCCCUAAUUUGUGGGAGUUGAAUCGGAUGAGAAGUAUGUGAGAAAGUUCAGUUGAAUCUUCUUCUCUCAGUACUUUUGUUCUUUAUACCACAGAAAAUGGAAUUCAUCUAGUGAUUAAAAUGAUUUCAUGGUCUGUAUGAACUCAAUAAAUGAACAGUAAAAUUUCUUGCAGCAUUUUUACUUCAGCCCACCAUCCCAUAUGAGAAGAAGAAAAAAAGGGGACAAAAUUGCAUUUGAAAAAUCUUUAAAAAAUAAAGACCAGCUUCGUGUUUUUCACUGAAUAUCUGUAUCAGGCAGUGAAUGUUAUUGUACAAGUUGAAUUGUUUAUCAUUGUACUAUUAGUUUCACUUCACUGAAAAUAAAAUCACAUUCGUUAAACAGA
Silurus meridionalis is the source of this 2795-nucleotide messenger RNA. RefSeq names its product polyamine oxidase (gene paox). The record is from RefSeq and is a predicted model, not a curated record. Gene Ontology annotation, molecular function: polyamine oxidase activity. Lineage: Eukaryota; Metazoa; Chordata; Actinopteri; Siluriformes; Siluridae. The coding region runs from base 98 to 1630 and encodes 510 amino acids. The transcript has 7 exons.